Molecule: messenger RNA, 1281 nt
Organism: Ostreococcus tauri
Lineage: Eukaryota; Viridiplantae; Chlorophyta; Mamiellophyceae; Mamiellales; Bathycoccaceae
Product: Superoxide dismutase, copper/zinc binding domain
Exons: 1
Coding region: 1-1281 (426 amino acids)
Biological process (GO): superoxide metabolic process
Molecular function (GO): metal ion binding
Source: RefSeq, a predicted model, not a curated record
AUGCGCGCGCGUCGACGCGGGCGCUCGAUCGCGCGCGCGGCGCUCGUCGCGUGCGCGAUCGCGACGCUCGGCGCGCGGACGGUGGACGGACGACGCGCGCGCGCGAGCGGACGCGCGAGCGAUGGAUCGAUGGAAUUCACGAUUGAGCUCGCGCAGCGGUACGAGGGCGACGUCACGCGCGCGCGAGCGGUGAUCAAGGGACCGGAGACGGACGUGCGGUUAGUCGUGCACGAAUUGGGGGGGAUGGGGUGCGAGCGUGCGCGCGUGGGGGGGGUGUAUGACCCAGACGAAGCGCGCGCCGCGGGCGGUUCAGCGGUCGGAGACGUGAGCGCGCGGGCGAAAGUACCCGUGCGAUCGAGCGCGAGCGGGACGACGAAUGCCUUUGUGAUCAGAGAUUUGCCUCUGAUGGGACGACGGAGCGUGGUGGGGCGCACGCUCGUGGUUUGGCGGGGCGGCGACGACGGACACACGGGUGGGACGACGCCGCUGGCGUGCGGACGCAUUGAGGCGGACGGCGACGAGGGCGUGGUGAACGCGCAGGCGACGCUCGGAACGGCGUUAAGUAGAAUAUCUGGAGUGGUGACGAUGAUGCAGGCGGCGGACGAUCCGACGGCGGACACGUGGGUGACCGUGCAGUUGGUCAACCGGGCGCAGGCGGACGCGGCGCCUGAACGGUUUCGAUGGGGGAUUUACUCCGGUUCGGUCGGCGUUGGGUCGUCGUGCUCGAAAGUGGGGGCGGUGUUCAAUCCAUUCGAUAAGGAUUUGUGCGCCGCGGACGUCGACCGUGACGAUGUACUCGCUGAGAGCUGUCCUGUCGGCCAACUGUCUGCGCGACAGAGCGAGGUGUUCUCCCAGAAGAUCCUUCAGUUCACCGACGGCAAUCUGCCUCUAAGUGGCGAUGUAUCGGUGGUUGGUAAGUCGUUCGUCGUUCUCGAGCAAAACGGCGACGAGUUCGUGAAGAUUCUGUGCAGCGACAUUUCGCUCGCCAAGGGGUCGACUGGAAACAGUCGCAUCAUGGUGGCAAAAGUAUCCACGCUCGCGCAGUUCGGCAUGUUGACGCUGCUCUUACUUUCAUUUCUGGCCGCUCUUCGCUAUUACAGCAAUGCCAAGGGGACGCAACGCGGAAAUUUCGCUCGCGUAAACGAAGACUUUGACGACAUUCCACUCACGACUGCGUCGCCGUUCACUCUCGGCGACGACAACGUUGGAUUCGUGUCGAAGGCAUCGUCACUAUUCAGGGGUAUCUCGUCGAAGCAAAACGCGCACACACAUAGUUCUUAG